AUGACUUGCGUCACUGGUGUGCGUUCACUUUCACGUCAGUUAUGCAUUUCCUCCCAUGGAUUUGAAGCUGAUGGCGUGAUUCGAGCUGCAGAAUAUUUCGUGCCCACGCUCUGGGAUAUCUUACUAAAAGAUUUGACCAACGAAGAUAAAUUUAACCGUCUCUUAAAAGUUUUAAGCGAUGCCUUGCACUGGAAUAGAUUCCCUGCAUUUUGCGCGCUGCUCGUUGGAGGGUCAACUUUAUUACCAGCCAUUGUUGAGCCUCUAUUCACCAAAGCUGUGAUUAAUCGACGAUUCAAAGCUCGACCAGUUGUGGCGCAGAGCUCACUGCGCCCUAUUCGGUUUUUUGCAGCCCUUUUAUCAGCGUGGCUGUGCUUCCCGAUCCUCAACUCUAAAAAGGGGGUAGCACAACCUCUUUCCGUUUCGGACGAGAAAGAGGGAGAGGCCGCAAUCAAUGAUGUAACUCUAAAAGCAAAAGGCAGCCGGCAAAAGCUUCCAGGCCCUCCUGGUCUGGCUGGAAGGACUCUUGACCUAAGUCUUUUUGCCCUUAUUCGAGCAAUUGACGCCCUUGUAUGCAUGGCAUGGGUUCGUUGGCAGAAACAUCGAGUGUCCCAAAGUAAAUGGACGCACGUGGAGUCCCUAGCCCCACAACUGACAGAUGCUUGUCUCUUUGUCACAAGUUCCGCAAUCGUCAUGUGGGCCUGGUUCUAUCUUCCAGAAAGAUUACCCGAAUCGUACUGCAAGUGGAUUGAGGAGGCAGCCCAGGUUGAUAGCCGGCUUAUCGACGUGCUCCGAUCCGCCAGAAGAGGCGAGUGGGAGUAUGGAAAACCAUCAGAGAACAAGCCGCCAUUGCAGUCCAUGUGUGAAGACUAUGGCUUACCUCGUGAAUGGGGGAAUCCGGAGAAGACAAUCCCGUUUCCGUGCGAGCUUGUCCACAUGGGUUGCGGCCCUAGCUGUGAGAGACAUGCCAUCUGGAGGUUCAUCAAGGCGUUCAAAUUUGCCUGUGCCACGUACCUUCCGCUACAACUGGCGUUGCGGUGGAGAUCACGGUCGAUAGCAGUACUCUUAAACGCGGCGAAAAACGCCGUCCGCUCCUCUGCUUUCCUUAGCUUCUUUAUCAGCAUUUUCUACUAUUCCGUUUGCCUGGCGCGAACGAGAUUAGGACCGAGAUUAUUCAGCCGUAAACGAAUCACGCCAAUGAUGUGGGAUUCCGGGCUUUGUGUUGCUGCCGGAUGUGUGAUGUGUGGAUGGAGUAUUCUGGUUGAGAAUGCGAAGAAGAGGUUGGAGGUUGCGCUUUUUGUGGCUCCGAAGGCUGCGGCAACCUUGCUGCCAAGAAGAUACGCUGAGAAGUAUCAAUGGAGAGAACAAGUCGUAUUCUCGCUCAGCACGGCAGUAGUGCUAGCUUGCAUCCAGGAACGGCCGGAAAUGAUUAGAGGCGUCUUGGGAAAGGUCUUGGGACAGGUUUUCAAUGAUUAG
Messenger RNA from Paracoccidioides brasiliensis Pb18, 1473 nucleotides. RefSeq lists its product as uncharacterized. The record is from RefSeq and is a predicted model, not a curated record. The transcript is spliced from 4 exons. The coding region runs from base 1 to 1473 and encodes 490 amino acids.